Pantherophis guttatus is the source of this 4871-nucleotide messenger RNA. It is a transcript of the gene KCNH7, whose product is annotated as potassium voltage-gated channel subfamily H member 7. Gene Ontology annotation, cellular component: plasma membrane. The record is from RefSeq and is a predicted model, not a curated record. Gene Ontology annotation, molecular function: inward rectifier potassium channel activity. Gene Ontology annotation, biological process: potassium ion transmembrane transport; regulation of membrane potential. NCBI's taxonomy places the organism in Eukaryota, Metazoa, Chordata, Lepidosauria, Squamata, Colubridae.
GGGGCAAGGUGAAAGUGAGCGGGUCAGGUUGGCCCCGAUGCAGAACCUGAGCAUGGAGCAGGCAGCGGGAGGAGGGCGGGAGGCUGCCUGUGUUCGGCGGCGCUGCUACUAGGAUCGGAAGCGAGCCUUGCCCGGCGGCCCCCCGAUGAGAUGAGAUCUCGCAAAGGGUAGCCCGGAGGGAGAGCGAGAGCCAGCAAGAGGACCGAAGAGCCGGAGCCGAAGCCGGCAAAGCUUCGAGGAAGGAGGCAUCGCGCCCCGGGGAGGUGGAGAUCGUGCAAUAUGCCAGUUCGCAGAGGUCACGUGGCGCCACAAAACACCUUUUUGGGGACCAUCAUCCGGAAAUUCGAAGGGCAGAAUAAAAAAUUCAUCAUUGCUAAUGCCAGAGUGCAGAAUUGUGCGAUCAUCUACUGCAAUGAUGGCUUCUGCGAGAUGACGGGGUUCUCCCGGCCAGAUGUCAUGCAAAAACCCUGCACCUGUGACUUUCUUCAUGGACCAGAAACCAAAAGGCACCACAUUGCCCAAAUUGCCCAAGCGUUGCUUGGAUCGGAGGAGAGAAAACUGGAGGUUACCUAUUAUCGUAAAGAUGGGUCUACCUUCAUAUGUAACACCCACAUCAUCCCAGUGAAAAAUCAAGAAGGAGUGGCUAUGAUGUUUAUUAUUAGCUUUGAAUAUGCAACUGAUGAAGAAAAUGUGGAGUCUCCAGAAAAAUUCAGCCAGAUACUAACAGCCAAAGUUACAAAUCAUGGUAACAACCUUUCAAGAGGAGCUUCAUCAGGCAAACUUUUUGGAUUCAGGCUACCUGGAUUGAGUCUUUUAUCCUACAGAAAGCAAUCUUUGCCACAAGAAGAUCCUGAUGCAGUGAUUGUUGAUUCAUCAAAACACAGUGACAAUUCCAUGGCCAUGAAGCACUUUAAGUCUCCUACGAAAGAAAGCUGCAGCCCCUCUGAAGGAGAUGACACCAAGGCACUCAUUCAACCAAGGACGUGUUCACCUCCAGUGAAUAUAUCUGGGCCUCUAGAUCAUUCAUCACCAAAACAGCAGUGGGACCGACUGUACCCGGAUAUGCUGCAUUCCAGCGCAGCGUUGACUCUUGCUCAGUCAAAAGAGAGCAUUAGUAGUAUAAGGAGAGCAUCUUCAGUGCACAACAUAGAAGGAUUUACCGUCCAUCCCAAGAACAUGUUUAGGGAUCGGCAUGCUAGUGAAGACAAUGGUCGCAAUGUCAAAGUUUCACGCUCCUGGAUGGCAGGGGAGAGAAUCCAGAAGUCUUCAGGAAUCCAAGAAACCAGAACUUUUUUUCUUGUCGCCCCUUCAGCAUAUGGUCCUUUUAACCAUAUCAAGUCAAGUCUGUUAGGAUCUACAUCUGAUUCAAACCUUAACAAAUACAGCACCAUCAAUAAGAUUCCCCAGCUCACUCUAAACUUUUCUGAUAUCAAAAAUGAAAAAAAGGCAUCAUCACCUCCAUCAUCAGAGAAAACAAUUAUUGCGCCCAAAGUGAAAGAAAGAACACAUAACGUCACUGAAAAGGUUACACAGGUCCUAUCUUUGGGAGCCGAUGUCCUGCCAGAAUAUAAGCUCCAAACACCCCGCAUCAACAAGUUUACGAUAUUGCACUACAGCCCUUUCAAAGCAGUCUGGGAUUGGCUCAUUUUACUGCUUGUGAUCUACACUGCCAUCUUCACCCCUUACUCGGCAGCCUUCCUUCUCAAUGACAGCGAAGAACAAAAGAGGCGGGUGUGUGGCUAUUCCUGCAACCCCUUGAACAUGGUAGACUUAAUUGUGGAUAUUAUGUUUAUCAUUGACAUUCUCAUAAACUUCCGAACGACAUAUGUCAACCAGAAUGAAGAAGUGGUAAGUGACCCGGCGAGAAUAGCAAUUCACUACUUCAAAGGCUGGUUCCUAAUUGACAUGGUUGCUGCAAUACCUUUUGACCUGCUGAUCUUUGGAUCUGGCUCGGAUGAGACAACAACUCUCAUUGGCCUUCUGAAGACAGCCCGUCUACUGCGUUUAGUGAGGGUUGCCCGCAAACUGGACAGAUACUCGGAAUAUGGUGCAGCUGUCUUGAUGCUACUGAUGUGCAUAUUUGCACUCAUUGCUCACUGGCUGGCUUGCAUUUGGUAUGCCAUUGGGAACGUUGAAAGGCAUUACUUGUCUCGCAAAAUCGGUUGGUUGGACUCCCUGGGACAGCAGCUGGGAAAACAUUACAAUCGGAGUGAUGGCAGCUCAGGACCAUCCAUCAAAGACAAAUAUGUCACCGCACUUUAUUUUACCUUCAGCAGCCUGACCAGUGUAGGAUUUGGAAAUGUGUCUCCAAAUACCAACUCAGAGAAAAUCUUUUCUAUUUGCGUCAUGCUGAUUGGCUCAUUAAUGUAUGCAAGCAUUUUUGGAAACGUAUCCGCAAUAAUCCAAAGACUAUAUUCUGGAACGGCACGGUAUCACAUGCAGAUGCUACGUGUAAAAGAGUUCAUUCGCUUUCAUCAGAUUCCCAACCCAUUGAGGCAGAGGCUCGAAGAAUAUUUUCAGCAUGCGUGGACAUACACUAAUGGCAUCGACAUGAACAUGGUCCUAAAGGGGUUUCCAGAAUGUUUGCAAGCUGAUAUCUGUCUCCACCUCAACCAAAGCUUACUUCAAAACUGCAAAGCUUUCCAGGGUGCGAGUAAAGGGUGUCUCCGGGCUCUGGCUAUGAAGUUUAAGACUACUCAUGCACCUCCUGGGGACACACUAGUCCAUUGUGGUGAUGUUCUGACUGCACUUUACUUCCUUUCCCGAGGCUCCAUUGAAAUCCUCAAGAAUGACAUGGUUGUAGCAAUUCUCGGCAAAAAUGAUAUUUUUGGAGAAAUGGUCCAUCUUUAUGCAAAACCAGGAAAGUCAAAUGCAGAUGUGAGAGCACUAACCUACUGUGACUUACAUAAAAUCCAGCGAGAAGACUUGUUAGAAGUUUUGGAUAUGUAUCCUGAAUUUUCAGACCUGUUUCUCACCAAUUUAGAACUCACUUUCAACUUGAGACAUGAAAAUGCAAAAGCUGAUCUUGCAAUAAGGCGACAGACCACAAAUGAUUCGGAUGGAGACAAUGGUAAACUCCGAAGAAGGAACUUGUCUUUUGAAAGUGACAUGGAUAAAGAUUAUGACAAAGAAGAUGAGAAUUCCAUGGACAACAACAGGCAUUGUCAGGCCAUCGAGAAACAUUAUGUGGAAAAGAGAAGCAGGUCAUCAUCUUAUGUGUCAUCUACAGAUGAUGAGCAGAAACCUUUGUUUUCUGAGAUCAUAGGCUACACAGCUGGACUAGGCAAGGCUGCAGUGUUGGAUUUUGAGGAAAUGGUGAAUGCAACAGAAAGAAUCCAAAGUGAUCAACGGAGCCACUCCUGUAAAGAUCUCAGAGACAGAAGAACCUGGGAGGAAGAUCAGAGCAGAAGUCACCAAGAAUCAUCCUGUCCAUCCGCAUUACCUCAUGUCACCUGGGGAAUCUCUGAAACAGAAAGUGAAAUCAACUAUGGUGAAGUGGAACAGAGGCUAGAUCUACUUCAAGAGCAACUCAGCAGGCUUGAAUCCCAAAUGACAGCUGACAUUCAAACCAUCUUACAGCUGUUGCAGAGACAGUCAACCCUCAUCCCGCCUGCUUAUAGCAUGGUGAUGGCAAAUGCAGAUUACCAGAAACCAGCUGUCCGGCUCCUGCGACGUCUUCAUCCCAUCGCAUCAAUUAAAACAGAUCGAAGCUUCAGUCCUUCACAGGGUCCCAAAUUCUUGGAGCUUGACAAAUUGAAAGAGAAAUCCAAAGAAUCUCUCUCAAGCGGAGAACAUCUUCACCUGGCCUCAGAAGAUAACUUGGCUUCCCUUUUGGAGCAGGAGCAUGACCUCUCUGUAGAGCCAACCCCAUCACUCCGUAAGACCUACCUCCACCCAAAUAGGCAUCCAUCUUUGCCCGAUUCUCCCCUAAGCACGACAGGAAUGUUGGGUCUCCAUAGGCAUGUCUCUGAUCCUGGUCUUCCUGGGAAAUGACCCUUUUGCAUUCUUACAUCACCUAAAAUGUAAGUGCUUUUAAUGUCCGGGGGUUUUCUCUUUUUUUUUUUUUCUUUCUUCCUUUUUUUUUUUCUAUCAAAAUCUCAAUACUUGACUCAGGGGCUACAAGGAUAUACCAUUAUAUGCAAAAGUACUGUAUAUUUUCCUAUCUUUGAAGCUUGUAAGGAAAGUUGAUCAGUAACUAUGUAAAUAUAUAAAUAUAUACAUAUAUACAUAUAUAAACAAACGGUAUGUUGCAAAUAUAAAACUGCCAGCAUUCUCGAGGCACCUUCUAUUUUUUAAUUUUUUUAAAAAGCACCUGCAUGCUUGGAAAUGAUAAUGGUUCUGUUGCAUGGAGGUUCCUGUUUACUGUUUUCGAUUAAAAACUAUUUUAUUGCGGACAUGCCUUCAAAAAAAAGAUGACAAUGACCCAAAAACAAAAAUGACUUGCUUUUCUUGAACUACUUUACCUUCAAACAAUUUUCUUUUCCAGUUUUAUCUUUUUUUGGAAAAGACUACACAAUUACCCUUCUAGUAUUGAGCAUUUUGCAGUCAAAACAACCUCCUUUAGCUUUGAACAUAAGGAAAACAUAGAUUUUUCUACAGAAACUUUGUAGUUUGGACAUCAUUCAUGUAAAAAACCCAAUUAGCAAAACCCAAAUACAUUUUGGAAAAAGGAAAAAAAGAAACCUGUAACUCGGUUGCAUAAUGGAAAGCGACAUUUGUGACUUCAGUUUACAACAGUUGAAUCAUUUAAUGUUCUACUUUAUUUUUCUUUACUGAAAUUUCAUCGUUGCUAUAAGUUGCCACACUCAAAGGCAGCUAGCUGUCAAGACCCUCAAAUACAAACAAUGCAAUAAACAUAAUUUCUACAUAAA